Molecule: messenger RNA, 2325 nt
Organism: Cucurbita maxima (winter squash)
Lineage: Eukaryota; Viridiplantae; Streptophyta; Magnoliopsida; Cucurbitales; Cucurbitaceae
Product: putative receptor protein kinase ZmPK1
Exons: 1
Coding region: 1-2325 (774 amino acids)
Biological process (GO): recognition of pollen; protein phosphorylation
Molecular function (GO): protein serine/threonine kinase activity; ATP binding
Source: RefSeq, a predicted model, not a curated record
AUGGCGUUGCAGAGGCUGACUUCCGGCGACUACAUGGCGGUGGACAACGCCAACCACUUCCUAAUUUCCCCAAAUGGAACCUUCUCUUCUGGGUUUUAUCGCGUCGGCAACAACUCCUAUUGUUACUCAAUAUGGUUCACUAAUAGCUUCAAUAAAACACUUGUAUGGAUGGCUAACAGAGACAAACCGGUGAACGGAGAGCAAUCUCGAUUAACCCUCAACGCCGAUUCCAAUUUGGUUUUGACCGACGCCGACGGCACUGUCGUUUGGUCCACCGACACAGUCUCCGACGGCGAAAUCGAACUCCGAUUACUCGAAACAGGAAAUCUCGUAGUGAUGAACCAAUCCCAAAAUUUCAUUUGGCAAAGCUUUGAUUUCCCUACUGAUACUCUGCUUCCAGGGCAACGAUUUCUCAAAUCAUCAACUUUGAUAUCAAUGAGAACCCAAGGAACAUAUCUAUCAGGCUUUCAUUACUUCAAAUUCAACGACGAUAAUGUGUUGAAUCUCAUUUAUAAUGGCCCUUCCCUCUCUAGUGUCUAUUGGCCUUACACAAUGGUUCUUGUCUUCGAAAAUGGCCGAACUCCUUACAAUAGCUCAAGAAUUGCAAUUCUAGACGAAAUGGGUGGGUUUCAAUCGAGUGAUAGAUUCAAAUUUAACGCUACGGAUUAUGGGUUUGGUCCAAAAAGGAGAUUAACGAUGGAUUAUGAUGGGAUUUUGAGAUUGUAUAGCCUGGAUGAAGCCACUGGAGCUUGGAAGAUCACAUGGGUUCCUGAUGGGCGUGUUGAUGCUUGUAUGGUUCAUGGGUUGUGUGGAGAUUAUGGCAUUUGUGAAUACAAUCCAUUUCCAUCUUGUUCUUGUCCCCCUGGUUUUUACAGAGCCGAUUCAUCAGAUUGGACUAAAGGGUGUAAGCCAUUAAUGAAUUUGACGUGUGAGUCAAUGUCCAAGGAAGUGGAUUUCAUUCAAUUUCCUAACACGGAUUACUUCGGCUAUGAUUGGAGUUACGCGCAGCACGUUUCCAUUGAAGUGUGUAAGGAUAUUUGCCUUAGUAGCUGCGAGUGCUCUGGAUUUGGCUAUGCACUUGAUGGCUCGGGGCAGUGUUAUCCCAAAAGUGCUCUUCGAAAUGGGUAUCGAAAGCCGGAUCUUGCGGUUACGAUGUUCAUGAAGGUGCCGGAGGCUAUGGUGAGAUCGACAGUGGAGGCAUAUUCUAAUGAAUUGAAUUGCUCGAUGGAAACAGAGCUUGUUAUGAACACUCACAUGGAAGGGGGGAAAGGUAGUAAAUUUGAAUACAUGGGGCUGUUGAUCGGUGUGGUGGUGGCUAUUGGGGUGAGUGAGGUUGUGUUUGUCGGGUUUGGUUGGUGGUUCAUUUUUCGUAAGAGGGUUCGUGAAGAAUUGGUUAAUAUGGGUUAUGUUGUCUUAGCUAUGGGGUUUAAAAGAUUUUCAUACGAUGAAUUGAAGAGAGCUACCAAAAAUUUCAAGCAAGAGAUAGGUAAAGGUGGGUUUGGGACUGUUUACAAGGGCGAAUUGGACGAUGGAAGGAUCGUGGGGGUGAAGAGAUUAGAAGGCGUUUUACAAGGAGAUGCAGAGUUCUGGGCAGAGGUGAGCAUCAUCGGAAAGAUAAACCACAAGAACUUAGUGAAAUUAUGGGGUUUUUGCGCUGAAAAACACCACAAGAUGUUAGUUUAUGAGUAUGUAAAAAAUGGGUCAUUGGACAAACACUUAUUCUCAUCUUCUUCGUUAAAUUUGGAUCAAAGAUAUGAAAUCGCCGUUGGAACAGCAAAGGGUUUAUCGUAUUUACACGAAGAAUGUCUUGAAUGGAUUCUUCAUUGCGAUAUCAAGCCACAGAAUAUACUUCUUGACGAGGACUUGGAGGCCAAGGUUGCGGAUUUUGGAAUGUCGAAGCUUUUUCGAGAGAUUAAUGAAAGUGGGUUCUCAAAGGUGCGUGGGACGCGAGGCUAUUUGGCUCCCGAGUGGAUGAUGAACCUUAAGAUUGAUGCGAAGGCGGAUGUUUAUAGCUAUGGCGUCGUUCUUUUAGAGCUUCUUACCGGGAAGAAUGCUUCUAGUUUUCGAUCGUCGACCACCUGCGACGAUGGCGGAUGCGUGGAUUUAGUGAAGUGGAUAAUGAAGAACGUUGAGGAUGGUGAGGUUGGUAAGGUGGUGGAUCCGAGAUUGAAUGUGGAGGAGGAUCAAAUGAAGAAGAUGAAGGUGUUGCUCAAAGUGGGUCUUCAAUGUGUUCGUGAAGAUCGGAACUUGAGGCCUGUAAUGAGUAGAAUUGUUGAACUUCUUGCAUGCUGUGAAGAACCAGAGGAUUUGAAUAUUAGUUUCUAG